AUGGGUAUAGGGUUUAGGGGUUUCACUAAAAUUGGUUUUGCUUUAACUCUGUUUGCUAACUUAAGGGCUUGCAUAUUGGAUAUGGAUAAGUUCUCUUUGUUUUUCAUAUUCUCUUGUGAUUAUUUGGAAUUUCAGUUUGGGGAUGAAUAUUCAAUGUCUAAACAAAGGGCAAGGAACCAUAUGUGGUGUAAUAUGAGUUCUUUAAAAGUUUGCUGUUUUGUGCUUGAUCAUUGUAUGCUUAAAACAAAGCGGGAAAUGAGUGAAGAUGGGAACAUGCCACCAGCAGGUGUGGUUUAG
Molecule: messenger RNA, 297 nt
Organism: Prunus armeniaca (apricot)
Lineage: Eukaryota; Viridiplantae; Streptophyta; Magnoliopsida; Rosales; Rosaceae
Source: the annotation of a GenBank genome assembly